AUGUGUUGGCACAAGAGAAUCAUCUUCAGCGUCUGUUGUCACUCGCGCUGGGGCCCAGAGACGGCCAAGUGCGAUGCCGAAAAGGCCUACGAGGAAGGUCUCCGCGGGGAAGGCUGCUACCAGCGCUGGUCGCAACCGCGCGACGUCGUCCGCGUCGAGGUCAAGUGCCGAAAGUGCGUGCUGGCCAAGCGGCGGACGGAUGAGCAGUUUGCAAGAGUAAAAGCCGUCCUCACCUCGCUUCGCAAGGCCGUCGAUGCCGCUCUGGUCGUCUCCGACGAGGCCGGCGCCGUCCUGGACGACGACGGCGACCACGGCGCUGUCUCGCACUUUGACAUGGGCCGGGAUAGACAGUUAUCGACCUCUUUGUGCUCGACUGGCAGCUCGUCCAGUGGGCUCGAUUCGAAUUUCGAAAGAGGCAAAAAUGUAAGUAUGCCUUGUUACUAG
Messenger RNA from Pyricularia oryzae 70-15, 444 nucleotides. RefSeq lists its product as uncharacterized. The coding region runs from base 1 to 444 and encodes 147 amino acids. The transcript has a single exon. The record is from RefSeq and is a predicted model, not a curated record. NCBI's taxonomy places the organism in Eukaryota, Fungi, Ascomycota, Sordariomycetes, Magnaporthales, Pyriculariaceae.